Messenger RNA from Knipowitschia caucasica, 1281 nucleotides. Lineage: Eukaryota; Metazoa; Chordata; Actinopteri; Gobiiformes; Gobiidae. The record is from the annotation of a GenBank genome assembly.
AUGGUCAAUGGUGUGGAAUGCUUCGUAGAGAUCCAGAAGGAGGAGGAGAAGGAGGAGGAGGAGAAGGAGGAGGAUGGAAAGAACACCAGAGUCAGGCUCAUCUACUGCGUCUGCAGCGUCUGCAGCAUCUACUGCGUCUGCAGCAUCUGCAACAUCUACUGCGUCUGCAGCAUCUACUGCGUCUGCAGCAUCUACUGCGUCUGCAGCAUCUACUGCGUCUGCAGCAUCUACUGCGUCUGCAGCAUCUGCAGCGUCUGCAGAAUCUACUGCGUCUGUAGCAUCUACUGCGUCUGCAGUAUCUACUGCGUCUGCAGCAUCUACUGCGUCUGCAGCGUCUGCAGAAUCUACUGCGUCUGCAACAUCUACUGCGUCUGCAGAAUCUACUGCGUCUGCAGCAUCUACUGCGUCUGCAGCAUCUGCAGCGUCUGCAGAAUCUACUGCGUCUGCAGCAUCUACUGCGUCUGCAGCGUCUGCAGAAUCUACUGCGUCUGCAGCAUCUACUGCGUCUGCAGCAUCUGCAGAAUCUACUGCGUCUGCAGCAUCUACUGCGUCUGCAGCAUCUACUGCGUCUGCAGCGUCUGCAGAAUCUACUGCGUCUGCAGCAUCUACUGCGUCUGCAGCAUCUGCAGCUCCAAGUGGUUUGGAUACUGUCGGGUGAUUGGUCGAGAGGUUGGAUACUGUCGAGUGAUUGGUCGAGGGGUUGGAUACUGUCGUGUGAUUGGUCGAGGGGUUGGUUACGGUCGGGUGAUUGGUCGAGGGGUUGGAUACUGUCGUGUGAUUGGUCGAGGGGUUGGUUACGGUCGGGUGAUUGGUCGAGGGGUUGGAUACUGUCGAGUGAUUGGUCGAGGGGUUGGAUACUGUUGUGUGAUUGGUCGAGGGGUUGGUUACGGUCGGGUGAUUGGUCGAGGGGUUGGAUACUGUCGGGUGAUUGGUCGAGGGGUUGGAUACUGUCGAGUGAUUGGUCGAGGGGUUGGAUACUGUCGUGUGAUUGGUCGAGGGGUUGGUUACGGUCGGGUGAUUGGUCGAGGGGUUGGAUACUGUCGUUUGAUUGGUCGAGGGGUUGGAUACUGUCGUGUGAUUGGUCGAGGGGUUGGUUACGGUCGGGUGAUUGGUCGACGGGUUGGAUACUUAUGUGUGAUUGGUCGAGGGGUUGGAUACUGUCGUGUGAUUGGUCGAGGGGAUGGUUACUGUCCUCUGAUUGGUCGAGGGGUUGGUUACUGUCCUCUGAUUCGUCGAGGGGUUGGAUACUGUCCUGUGAUUGGUCGAGGUUUGGCAGAAUGA